This is a messenger RNA of Prunus armeniaca (apricot), 669 nucleotides long. NCBI's taxonomy places the organism in Eukaryota, Viridiplantae, Streptophyta, Magnoliopsida, Rosales, Rosaceae. The record is from the annotation of a GenBank genome assembly.
AUGUCACCGGCUCCACUGGUUCACCCGGAGGCGGCCGACGAGGUCCUGUCCACCGACCAACCCCUCAAGAACUCUCAUCAGAACAAGGAAGAAGACGAAGUCGUGGUUGAGGACGUGAAGGACGACAACGACAGGGAUGAAGACGACGAGGAUGACGACGACGACGACGAUGAUGAUGACAAGGAAGAUGGCGCUCAAGGUGGAAAUGAGUCUUCAAAGCAGAGCAGAAGUGAGAAGAAGAGUCGAAAGGCAAUGUUGAAGCUCGGCAUGAAGCCUGUUACGGGUAUUAGCAGGGUCACCAUCAAGAGAACCAAAAAUAUACUAUUUUUCAUCUCCAAACCCGAUGUCUUCAAGAGUCCAAAUUCUGAGACCUAUGUCAUAUUUGGUGAGGCCAAGAUAGAGGAUUUGAGCUCUCAGCUGCAGACACAGGCCGCCCAGCAGUUCAGGAUGCCGGACAUGAGUUCUGUGAUGGCAAAAUCAGAGAUUUCUGCGGCGGCUGCUGGAGCUCAGGCAGAUGAAGAGGAGGAAGAGGUUGAUGAAGCCGGGGUGGAACCUAGGGACAUUGAUUUGGUCAUGACACAGGCUGGGGUGUCAAGGAGCAAAGCUGUCAAGGCUCUCAAGACGCACAGCGGGGACAUCGUCAGUGCUAUCAUGGAGCUCACAACUUGA